Messenger RNA from Pomacea canaliculata, 10202 nucleotides. RefSeq names its product mediator of RNA polymerase II transcription subunit 15-like. Lineage: Eukaryota; Metazoa; Mollusca; Gastropoda; Architaenioglossa; Ampullariidae. The coding region runs from base 169 to 3465 and encodes 1098 amino acids. The record is from RefSeq and is a predicted model, not a curated record. The transcript is spliced from 10 exons.
GCUUGUUUGCACUUGCAGUGAAGAGUUGUUUCCUCGUGUUCAAAACGAACUGGCGGGGAUUGCAUUGCAAUUCUGAUUGCAUUCGUGCAUUUGUCCUUCACUGAUCCUGAAAACGGACGGAAAAACUGCAAAAAAGACUUCAUUUCUUAUUCUUGCCGGUCAUGAGCCAUGGAUGAAGACUCCUGUUCCAAGUUCAUUGGUUCCUUGACCAAGUACCUUCAGUCUCUUUGCCACAGUUAUGUAGAAUUUGAGACAGGUGUUGAGCUAGUGGGCCACAUUUACCUGAAUGUGGAUACUGCCAAGAAGAUUGACUACGUGUUGAAUGAAUCUGUGUGUAAAAAUGGGGCCAAUGUGGUCAAGUUCACCAGCAACAGCUACCAUGCACAGCCUGUGGAAAAGCAGAAAUCAAAGAAGAUUACAGCUGAGACCCCUACAAAGUCAUCAGAGAGUGAUCCUAAAAAGAAAGCUGAUGAUGAUGAUGUCAUAAUUGUUGGAUCUGAAGCAUCCAGAACUAGAGGGUCAAGGCUUGGACAAAGAGUGGGACAGCCAGGUCAAACGCAGAGGGGAAUGUCUGGGAACAGUGGGGACAGAUUGCAGCAUGGGAUGGGCAUGGGAACAUUUCGCUCUCCUAGAGGCCCCAAUCCCCGAAUGUCUGGGCCAUAUGGUGGAGUGAACCCCCGAAUGGUUAACACCUAUCAGCAAGGCUACAGAGUGCCUGGACAGAUGGCAGGCAGUACAGCAACACAGCCCCAGUAUCCGGGGCCUGGCAUGACACGAAUGAGACAUAGAACCGAUAUCCCAGGCAUGAACCAGCCCUACCUAGCAGCGCAGCAGGCUGGCAGAAAUAUGCCAGGAAUGGUGCCUCCUCAGGGAGGAGGAGUAGGCAUUGGGACAGGCAGGUUGGAUCCUUCUCAACGAAUGCAGCCUCCGAACAUUGGCAUGCAGCGCAAUCAAGUGCAAAGGGCUGUCAACUCAGCUCGAAGGGCCUCAGACCCAGUGGACACUGAUAUUACUUUCAUGCGAGAGGAAUAUGUCCGACCUACAAAUCAGCAAGAUAUGAGUGUUAACCCAGCAGCCCACAUGCAGCCACAUCAACCUCACAUGCAAGGGUCCCAGCAGCAUAGCCAGGCUUCCCUGGCAGCCUCACAGCAGGCGCAAUCGUCAUCUGCCUUGAGCAUGAUGACGCAGCGCUUCGGAUAUUCCCAGACACACCAGGAGCAGCAGCAGCAGCAGCAGCAGCAACAGCAGCAGCAGCAGCAGCAGCAGCAGGGACCAGCACAUCUACAGCCCAGAUUCCAGGGUCCCUAUUCUCAUAAUGUACCCUACAAUUCUAGCAUGGCGCCUGGCCAGGCAGGAGCUAUUUCCAGCAUGGGCACACAGCCGAUGAUGUCUGCUCAGCAGGACUCCAGCGCUGGGAUGGCCAGCACAGGCAUAAUGAACGCAGGCACGGCAACAGCCGGCAGCAUUUCGCCUCCAAAUGCUGACAACAGUACUAUGCCACCAGUGUCACAGUCAGCAUCUUCCACACCAGUCGGGCUGGGUGGGGGGAUGCCUCUCCCUGUCACCACCCACAGCAUCUUCGAUGACCACUUGCCAGUGAGCUCAUCCUCUGCGCAGGGAGAAACCACAGGUAAUACUGAGACUACUGCAUUAGGCACAAUGUCUCUACCAGUUUCGACUCCACAGGGUCAGGUGUCAGGGUCCAGGUCAGAUAGUGGACAGGGAGGCUUGAUGAUUGACCAGGUGUGGAGUCAGUCCACAGCCUUGGGACAUGGGGACAGUAUUUCCCAUAGGGAAUCAGUGAGUGGGCUAGCAAGGGACAGUGUAAGACAUGAUCAAGAGGUGGGUUUUAAUGCACUAGCAUCUAAUACUGCUGCUGGUUCUAGAGACACUGGUGUUCGGUUUAACUCGAAUUCGUCAUCUGAUGUCAAAGAUGCAAAUAUUUUUGACAUUUUGUCCGACUUUCAGCCAUCCACAUCUCUUUCAGCAUCUCUUCCUUCGUUGUCAGUGUUGAGUAACAGCUCAGGUGCAAGUGGUGGGGCAAGUAAUAGUAGUGCUGCACUACAGGCAAAUUUUCUGGGACAGCCGCCUCUACAGACGUCAACCUCAGGUUCUCAGAUUGUUGGGAAAAUUGAUAAUGCAAUGACUGGCACCAAUGUUGCUAGAGACUCCCAGAGUUCACUAUCCUAUGGGGCUGGAUCAGAUGUGAAACUUGAUCCUGGACAAAUUGGUGUGACUAUUGCCACCUCAGUUUUGCAAGAGACAACGGAAGCAGCCGUGAAUGAAGUCCCAGCAAUGUUUCUUGCACCACUGGGAAUCACAGACUUGGCCUCUGGUGUCCCAUCACUGCAGAACACCCAGGGCUCAGAUGAGGGCAACAAACGGAGCGGGUCUUCAUCAUCUGUGUCGCUAGAUGCUUUAAGUCCAUUCUCAAGUGCAUCACAGGUAGCUGGACAAGAUAGCACUGGGAGCUGCUCAGUCAGAUCUGCUAGUCAGCCACACACCUCAGACUAUGAGUCAGGCGGGGACUCGGCAUCAACAGAAAAGUUAGCUAGUCCUCAGCACCUAUCUUCUUCCCAGCGACAGCUGAGGCCUUUAUCCAUCAGCCUAGUUCCAGUAGAUUCCACGAUGGGCAAACAAGUACGAGAAAAAAGAGAAGUGGCACAAAAACAGAACUCACAAGACGAGUGGACGAAAGACAGUAGAGGUGUAACCAGUGAUGGAUCAAGUAAUUCUGGCUUUGAAAGUGAAGACUUAGAUGAUGAUGAUAUUGACCCAUCGUACAAACCACCCACCAGAAGUGCAAAGGCUAAAGACCCAGAAGCUCUUAAAGGGAUUAAAAGAGGUAAAGCCAGACAAAUGGGCAAAACACCCAAAGGGAAGAAGAGGAAGACACAGAAGUCUGAAACAGGCCUUGUCACCCCAGGUCUACAUCCAGAAGAGUGCUCUGAAGAUCCUUCAGAUGUGUUGUCACCAGGAGGUGCUCCAUCACUCCAUGAUCAAGAAGCUUUACCAUCAUCACCACCUGCAUCUUCAAUACCAACAGAGUUUUCGUCACCUCCACCUCUGUCAACGCCACCGCCACCACCACAUUUUACUGGAGCUUCCCCUUCUCCUUUGCGAUCAUAUACAGGGCAUGUUGAGAAUCUCUACAAGCCAGGCUCCUUUGUACUCCUUCACAUGGGCAGUGAGAGAUCUCGAACUAGGAGCACACAGUGUCCUGCUGAAGUUAUUUCAACACCCAAGGGUCAACCGGAUGGGAUCUGGGUGCACACACUUCACUCUGCUGGUGGUGGGCUGUGGCAGUUACCCAACGAGGACCAAAUAGUUGAUCUGAGGGUCGAGCCAGGUGACAUAAAGCAAGUGUUGAACAAUGCAAGUGUCAAAAUUGUUGGAUCAAAGGUCUUUUACAAGUUUGAGGAUCGGUGCAUUUGUCUGGCAAUUUAUAAGAAACUUUCUAAGUAAUUCUUUGUUAGUGAUUUUGAACAAUGAAAAAUGGUCAAAAUGAUUAUCGUAAGGUCCAAGUCUUUUUUUUUUUUCAACUGUUCAUGCAUUCGUCACUUUCUUGGAAACUUGGAUGACACCAUCAGCCUCAGUAACUGUUUGUAAGUGCUCCUGAGAGGUGUAAAAGGUAAAGAGGGUAGGAGGGAAAUCUGGUCAGUAGUGUGGACACAGGAGAAGCAUUUUUGGAAACAAGUAAUAUAUGAAUGAAAAUUGAGAGAAAAGUUGUGUCAGAUUGCGUUUGAAAUUGCUUAUUAUUUUCAGAAUAAUGGUCAGAUGUUUAUAAAGCACAGGUUGCAAGACUGAUAAUUUUGUCAAAUACAUGUUUUAACGUGUUAUUCAGGUAAUGCAUUUAAUAAAACCCUAGUCCUUAAAUUUGUGAACAGAUUGAUAAUACUCUCAGGUAAAUCCGUAAAGCGAUUUUGUUUGUUCUCCUGAACACUUUUUGAUAUUGGUGAAGCCAGUCUCAAAGAAUAUUCAGCAUCUUUUCCCAUUUUGACAUUUUGUCCAUCCUACAGUUGAAAAUACCUCUUUCCUUUGCUGUAUGUUGUAUCCUCCACUUGUUUUCUUAUUUAUUUUUGUUUGUUUUUGCUAUUUGUGUCACUUCUUAUAGUCUCUUUAUUCAUUUUUAUUUUUACAUUAUUUUAGUAGUUGUCUGUAUAAGUGAUGUCAGUGUCAUGCACUGAUGGUGAUCCCUGACCUAAGUUACUGUUUUUGCGGAUUACAUUUCAUUUUUAAGUUGUAUUAUUGUUAAUAUCAAAUAUUUUGCAAUGAUACCAUCCAAGUCAGUGUUGAUCUUCCCUGGGUAAGAUCCAGAAUGGGUGAUGCUUGAUGAGACAAAAGACAUCCAUAGAUAAAAGAAAAACGAUGUUAUUGAUAGAAGUUUUAUUGUCUUAAACUUAAGUUGAAUAAGUAUGUGUUCAAAAAUAUUUUAAAUGUUUUUGACAUUACAGUUCCAGCAGAUACUUGAUAGUUUUUUUAAUUCAUACAAAUCAGCAUUGAUAAUUGGGUGAUUCAUCUAGUCUUUUUGGAGGUUAUAACUCAUUCCAAGUAUUUUUGUAACAGUUAUAUUUAAAAUGUUAAUAAAUAUUCAUAUUUCACUUUAUUUGAUUUUGUGUUAAUAUGUAUGUACAUGUAACAUAAAGAGUGAAGAUGAUAUUUUAAAAAUAAAUCCUAAGCAUAUGCACCGAGAGAAGGGAAAAACAUAUAUCUGUAUCACAACUUCAAUUUUUUAAGUAGUUUGACUCAUGAUAAAAUAAUUGAUAGUAUAAUAGCAAUCUAAGUCUUUAUUUUGGACUAACAGGUAUUGAAAAUGGGUCCGAUUGCAGUGUGUAGAUUUUAAUCUUUUUGUUUGCUGGUUAUCAGUAAAAGUAAUUUUCUGAUUAAUUUUUAAUUAUUGUCUUUACUUCAGUGUCUUCAUAUGCAGAUUGUUUUAGUCUCUUUAACCCGUGUAUAUAAAUUGGAGCAAUGUGUGAUCUAAUUAGACUCUAAUUAUUUUUGGCAGGACUGUUUUAGAAACAUGGUUUGGGAUUUAGUUUUGAUUCAGUUUUGACUGUUUUUAAGUGUAUUUUUUAUCCAAGAGACUCCUUCCCAGCUCUUGUGCAGUCUAACCAGGAAUUAACAUGCAUGCAUGCCUUGCCCAUUUCACUCUUUUCAUUUCUCUUUAUAUGCUAGUUUGCUCUUUGCCUCUUGGUCUCUUUGUCAGUCUGUUUCUUCGUCUCUUUUCCCCCUUUUUGGACUCUCUCUCUUACAUUUGUCGUUAUAUAGCCCUAGUUGCUGGCACGGCGUUAAACACAAACAUCUCUCCCUCACAUACACACUCACACUCUUUCUUUGUCUAUCUCAUAAACAUAUUUAAACACGUAUGCAUGUUCACGGGAACAUAAGACACUCUUUCUUUAUCUAUCUCAUAAACAUAUUUAAACACGUAUGCAUUUUCAUGGGAACAUAAGAACAUUUAUACCAAUCAUGUAAACUUUGUAUGAAAGUAUUAUAGCUGUAAGUUUUAUUUUCAUAGCAACUGUAUCCCUCUCAAAUAGUUCCCUAACAUUAAAAUAAACCUAUAGUAUCAUGCAUGCAUCAUUUGAUUGUGUGUGCAUUCAUGAAAUUGUAAUGCUCUGUUUUGGAUUAUAUUAAAAAAAAAAAAUUCGGGCUACAGCUGAAAUCUUGAAGACUAGAUGAGUGUCUCACAUCAACGUGUGAUGACUUAUUCCAAAUACCAUUAGUAGCGCCAUCUUGCUGGAUUUAGUGUAGUGUAAACGGACAUGUUGUUGCUGCAGAUAAAUGGGUAUGAUGAUAUACAUCUUUUUUGCUUAGUUUACAUUGCAUUCUACAGCCAUUGUUAAUUUGACAUUGUUUUUGCACAGAAUGACUCAGCUGUAUUUCUUCUUGCAGCAUCCUGCAGGGUCCUGAGUAAUGCUGAUUCACCUGCAUGUUUUGGGUGCACAUCUGCCUGGGGGUUCCUUCCUUUGUAUGUCAAAUGUAUGAAGUAGAAGGAAACAUUUAUAAGGCAGCGCAUGGAAACCAGCAUCUAGUUUUUCUGCUGCAACACUUAUAUGCAGCAGCAGAGUACUUUGUAUUUGUUUGGGGUUUUUUGGCAUCUUGCUAGGGGGAUGAUUCACUUUCUUAGGCAUAUUGUAUGGCAUGUUUUCUCCUUAACCACCUAUAUAUGAUGGUGCAUAGAUAUGUAUGAUGUUUUUACGUAAAUUGUGUUAGCUUGUUGUAAAACCAAAGUCUGCAAAAAAGAGUUUGUCUAUCCACAUAUUUAUGUCUCCUUGUUUUUGUAGAUUUUCAACAAUACUAGUCAGAAAAAUGUUGACAAAAUUAAUCAUGCAUCAGUCAAGAACAGUCACUUUCAAAAUGUUUUAUCCUUGAAAAGAAGGAAUAGCCUCCGCCAUUAGCUUUAAUGUGUGACAGUUCUGGGCACAGUCUUUCACAAAAUAAAAACUGUUCUCAACUUGUAUUGCUGCAAGUAAUUGCUUGAACAUUUCUAGAUAAUUUUUGGGGAAAACCCUAUGACCAGUGGCAGCUGCUGCCAGUUUUUAACAGAUGUAAACUCUUUGAUGCUAGCUUUAUUCACAAGGGAUGUGCUUUAGCUUGGUGCUGACAGAUACAUUUGAAGCACCAGAUUCUUCUUUCUCUGUGUCAGUCACUCACGGCUUAUCGUCUUUCUUUUCUAUCAUUAUUUUUGUCAUGGUCUUUGAUGUUAAAAUUGAAUUGUGGCUGAUGUUACUGUGAAAGAGAGUCCACCAGAUGUGUUUAAGUGGAUCUUAUUGCUCUUUAAAGAUAUGAUGAUGUAAAUAGUUACAGAAUGCCAGUUGCUAGAACCUUGUGUUUGACAAGAUGCAGGAUCCACUGUUGUGAUUUAUUUAUUUCAAAGAUGGAAGAGGUGGAAUAUUAAAAAUAACCCACCCUCUCAGCUAUCAUAUAUGACAGUGAUCAGAACUAUCGAUGUGUAGAACUGAUCUGACAUUUAACAAUAUUGGAGAAUUUCAAACUGCCAUUAUUUUUUAUUAGCUUAGUAACAGAAAACAAGGCUUAAAUAGAAGUUAGUACUACCUUAUUGUACUGUUGGUUAUCAAUGAACAUUAAUAUUAUUUUGAAGGUUGGACCCGUGGUUGUUAGUGUUGGAGCUGUUUCCUUAAUGUGCAUGAAUGAAUAAAAAGGGGUGAAAGGAUAAAACCAUAUUAUUGCUUAAUAAUCAAAACAACAAAACAAUAUGUGGAGUUAACUAGUAGUUGUUGAUUGUUGGGGAGAUAAUGUGCUUUUAGUGUAUAAAUAACUGUAUAUUCUUAGAUGUACUUUUGUCAAGUGUGGAGUUUAUAUUGCCAAAGUUUAUAUUGCCAAUAUUAGGAGCAGAAAACUUACAGAUUGCUAAUAUUAGGAACAGGAAACUUACAGUGUAUAGGCCACUUCUCUGGUGAAACAUAGUGGUAAAAACUAUUUUUUCUAUACAUAUUUUGUAGUAAUUGAUGUAGUUUUUCAUGUAUGUUUGUGGUGACACCAAUUUAGCUAACUUGCAAUGUUGGCUAUCCGCUGGUUUUAAGUUAAUGUUUUUUUCCAACAACAGUGUGGGUUAAGAUACUCUUUUUGUCAUCGACUGGCAGCUUUACAUUGCCAAUUAAACAGGAGACUUUUUUUUGUUCAUUGGAUAGCCGAAAACCCCAUAGUCUAACCACUUGAAAUACAGUCAAUCAGAUUUUAUCGUCUCUAUCUGUAAGUGAAACAUGAACAGCUAAAUUUUAAUUGAGAUCUUUCAUUCUUUUUCACACACAUGCACGACAAACACACAUAUUUGUGUAUCCUGGAACAAUACUGUUAAAGCCAUAAAAAUACCAUUUUGCAUUGCCAUCUUUGAAACUGUUGUAGGCAUCAUGAACAAUCCAUACUGUUUUUUAACUAGUUCUUGUUGUAUCGUUAACACAUUCUGACUCCACAGCUAUUUAAAUGAAGAUUUUUAAAUGUUUAUAGAGUUUUCACUCAAAUAUUAGUACUGAUAAUUAUCCCUAGAUUAUUUUCAAGAUAAUUGUGCCUUUUUAUUUUAUAUAUUCUUCACUGUGUCAUGUGAUCCUUCAAGUUCUGAUUUGUCUAGCAUGUAUAAAAGCUAGUGUUUUAGGAGAAGAGAUAGCAUAAAAUAAUUUUAACUGUAAACUUAAACUAUUGUCUAUGGAGGCAGCAGAGGACUUUACAACAGACCUUUUCACAGUUCUGUUCCUUCAUGUUUGCUUUCUCACUUUUGUAGAGCUAUUCUCUUUAGCUAAAAAGAGGACACAUUAUUUCCUGCUAUUUCAAUGUGUAGUUUGUGUCUUGUUCAUGUACAUUCAUAUUUACUGUUGUUAUGCACAGGUGUACAAGAUUUUAAGAAAGACAUAUUUUGUUGCAAGCCGCAUUCUUUCUUUGAGUCAUCUGCAUAAGAACAUUUAAAGCUGCCCUAGCUCUGUGAUUCCUUGUGAAAGCAAGAUCAGACUUGCCAUUAAUAAUUUGGUUAUCUGCUUUAAACCUUGAACACUGCCAUAUGCUGCAUCUUAUGUUCAGGAAUUAGGGACAAAAGAGACAUGCUGAAAAGAAUUUCAUUGUCAGCGACUUGAAAUUAAAAAGAUUUAUUCUUGUAGAAUUGCAUAUUCUUGAAAAGAAGACAAAGGCAUCGUGUGCUGCAAGUGUUCAUGUUGCAUUAUAUAAAUAUUAUAUUGGAAAACUAUAUGCUUGCUGCCUGUCAUGUUGUGAUCUUUAAAGUGUUCUCUAGUCUCAUUCAUUCAGAAACUUCUACAUCUGGUUUGACUUCUUUUCACUUUAAUGUUGUUUAAAUUCCUUUAAAUGGGGCAUCAUAUUUAUUUACAAAGAGGUUUUUUCAUCUUAGUCAAAGAGUGUCUAAUGAUAUUUUAUGUUAACAUGCCUAUGGUCUUUGUGUUGGCAGAUUUCCACAGUAUGGGUAAAAGUAUGGGUAGACACUGCUAUCCUUUCAUUAUAUACCCAAAUAAGUAAACCCUUUGCACAUGUGUUUGCAGAGGUAUGAAUAUAUUCACGCAGAUAUGCAUAUACAUGCUUGUAGACACAAUUUCAUGUAUAUCCACCCAUCCUGUGUCUAAUCAUUUCCAUAUAGCUAUGUAAAUAUAGACGCCCUUUAAGACAUUAUUUAAGACUAAAUUCGAAAAUUUUGGUUAUGUUAAUUUCAAAAAAUGUAAAAUUCUGGCACCAUCAUGUUCUGGCAUAGAAAGCAGGUCAUUGCGAGUUUAUCAUUAAGCGUGAAAGGACAUUCAUGUAUACAUUGGACGAGAUUUCUGUUAUUUAAAAAGUUUUUCACUUUCUUCAUUACAGUUUCGUUAUUUCUUGUUUAAGUCUAAAAUGAGUAUAAAAACAGUUUGUAUUAGGAUUUGGUUGUUUGUAGCAUCAGUAUAUGGCUAAAGUAUUUCAAAACCUUAAAAUAGAAAUUCUUGAAUGAUGAGAAGGGGGUGGGAUUUAUAAUCCAUGAUUUUAUUUUGUAGCUGAUAGUUUUUAACUAGUAAGUUUUUAAAUGAAAAUUUUAUUCAUUUAUACAGUUUCUGACAGUGUUGCUAUUAAGAGGCGAUAUAUAUUCAUGUUAGAAUAUAAAUGGCAUCAGCAUUAUUUUAUGUUUUGAAGUUGAUUAUUAUUUAAAGUUCUAAAUGUUUCUUCCAAGUUUAGCUUAAGCAUUUAAAGAAUUCAUUGUCUACUAUGAUUAAAGAUCACUUCCUGCCAACAGCACAAAAGGGAAGAUAAUUUUUAAAACGUUUCUUUUGAUGUUCUGUGUUGAACUUUUAUUCCAUAACUUCAUUGUCAUGGCAAUCAAAGAUGCUGAUCUGGCAUAUUUAUUUUUGACAUCAUCUGAUAGUAACUGCCAUUUGUAAUCAUUGUUUAAUAAUGAUAAUGAAUAGUGUGUGUUUAAAGUUUAAUGGGUUUUUGGUAAGUUAUGCCUGUCAUACCUUUUAUGCUGAUAUCAACAUUACACACGACUGAACCCAAAACAAAAGAGUUUGGAGUUUAGAUUUUGUAAUUCUGUUUACCUUACUGCGAUGGUGCGAAAUGUUUUGUCAUCUGCAGACAAGAUAAGCACAUAUCAUUUUCCUUCAGCAUAGCAGCCUAUAUUCCCAUACUUGCUUUAACCAAGUUAAUGUGAGCUGAAAUUCACUCAUCACAUUGUCUUUAUCAUUGUUUACAUUGAAUGAUGAGUAAAUCUUUCUCACGAA